Callorhinchus milii (elephant shark) is the source of this 2904-nucleotide messenger RNA. It is a transcript of the gene adamts1, whose product is annotated as ADAM metallopeptidase with thrombospondin type 1 motif, 1. Gene Ontology annotation, biological process: extracellular matrix organization; proteolysis. Gene Ontology annotation, cellular component: extracellular matrix. The record is from RefSeq and is a predicted model, not a curated record. NCBI's taxonomy places the organism in Eukaryota, Metazoa, Chordata, Chondrichthyes, Chimaeriformes, Callorhinchidae. Gene Ontology annotation, molecular function: metalloendopeptidase activity. Bases 1 to 2688 code for a protein of 895 amino acids. The transcript has 11 exons.
AUGGACAGCCGGAGUGCGCGGCCGUGGCUGCUGUUGGUGGCGGCGGUGUGCGCGGUGUCCGGACAAGCGGCCGAGAGCGACUCCGGGAGCCACUCCCCGGGGCGCCGGGACCGGGACCGGUGGGACCAGUGGGACUGGGACUGGGAGUGGGUGACACCGGGGGGAGAGGAGGAGGAGCUGCGCCGCUGCUUCUACACCGGCACCGUGGACUCGCUGCCCGGUUCUCUGGCCGCCGUCAGCCUGUGUCGGGGCAUCCGAGGGGCGUUCGUGGUGGGCGGCCAAGAGUACGCCAUCCGCCCCGCGGGGCAGAGGCAGAGGGAGAGGAGGAGGGCAGAGCCGCAGCUGCACAUGGUCGGCAGGAGGCGGAGCAGCUCCGGCGGCACCAAGUGCGGGGUGAGCGACCAGGACAUUCCAGAGCGUCCCCAGGAGCCCAAUGUCGCGCACGAGCCCAGAGAGUCGUUGUCGGCGACGGAGCGGAAGCGCAGAGCCAAGCGCUUCGUGUCCUCGCCGCGCUACGUGGAGACUCUGCUGGUGGCCGACCAGAGCAUGGCCGAGUUUCACGGCAGCGACCUCAAGCACUACCUGCUGACCCUGAUGUCGGUGGCCGCUAAGCUCUACAAGCACCCGAGCAUCCAGAACCCUAUCAACUUGGUGGUGGUCAAGAUCCUGGUCAUCUACGAGGGCGAGAAGGGCCCCCAGGUGACCAGCAACGCAGCCCUCACCCUCCGUGACUUCUGCUCUUGGCAGAAGCAGCACAACCCCGCCAGCGACAGGGACCCUGACCAUUACGACACAGCUAUCCUGUUCACCAGGAAAGAUCUGUGUGGAGCCCAGACUUGUGAUACCCUGGGGAUGGCUGACGUGGGGACAGUCUGUGAUCCCAGCCGAAGCUGCUCUAUUAUAGAGGACGAUGGGGUUCAGGCGUCUUUUACUGCAGCUCACGAACUGGGCCACGUGUUCAACAUGCCUCACGAUGACGCAAAGCAGUGUCUCCAAACGGUCGGGCAAACAGGGAUUUCCCAUUUGAUGGCGUCAACGCUUUCCAACCUGGACAGGAGCCAGCCCUGGUCAGCCUGCAGCGCUUACAUGGUGACUUCCUUCCUGGAUAACGGGCACGGUGAGUGUUUGCUGGACAAACCACAGAGCCCUCUGCAGCUGGCCAACGAGCUCCCGGGCAGCACAUACGACGCCGAUCAUCAGUGCCAGAUCACCUUCGGCGAGGACUCCCGGCUCUGCCCCGACACCAGCAACACCUGCUCGCUGCUGUGGUGCACGGGGAAUGCCGGCGGGAUGCUGAUCUGCCAGACCAAACACUUUCCCUGGGCCGACGGCACCCCCUGCGGGCAGGGCAAGUGGUGCAUGGAGGGCAAGUGCGUCAACCAGACCAGCAUGAAGGAGUACAAUACGCCGGUGAACGGGAACUGGGGGGUGUGGGGCCCGUGGGGCACGUGUUCGAGGACGUGCGGAGGCGGGGUGCAGUACUCGUUCCGACACUGCGAUCGUCCCGUCCCCAAGAAUGGCGGCAAGUACUGCGAAGGCAAGAGGGUGCAGUACAAGUCGUGCAACACUGCAGAAUGCCCUGACAGUAAUGGCAAAACAUUCCGUGAGGAGCAGUGCGAGGUGCACAAUGACUUCUCCAAGUCCCCUGCUUUCGGAGGCAUGCCCGCUGUGGAGUGGGUCCCCAAAUACACUGGCGUCUCUCCCAGAGACCGCUGCAAGCUCUUCUGCCAAGCAAAAGGCACGGGCUACUACUUUGUGCUUCAGCCUAAGGUGGCUGAUGGCACCCUGUGCAGCCCAGAGUCCACCUCGGUCUGCGUUCAGGGGCAGUGUGUGAAGGCUGGGUGUGAUCGGAUCAUCGGCUCAAACAAGAAGUUCGACAAGUGCGGGGUGUGUGGGGGCAACAGCUCGACCUGCAAGAAGAUCUCAGGCUCCUUCCUCCUCUCAAAACGUGGGUACCAGGAGGUGGUGACCAUUCCAGCCGGAGCCACAAAUGUCGACAUCAAGCAACGCAGUGCCCGGGGCGAAAGGCACGAUGGAAACUAUCUGGCUCUGAGGAAGACCGACGGCACUUACCUGCUGAACGGCGGCUACACCUUGUCCACUCAGGAGCAGGACGUCUCGUUCCACGGAGCGACGUUGCGGUACAGUGGUUCCUCGGUCCUGCUGGAGAGAGUGCGCAGCUUCGGGGCUUUGUCUGAGGCCCUGGUGGUGGAGGUGCUGACGGUGGGCAAGUCCUUGCGGCCAAGGAUCAAGUUCACCUACUUCGCCAAGAGGACUCCAUCCCAGCACAGCACCAAGACCGGCCCCAGAAGAAAGGAGUCCUUCAACGCCAUCAGGGAGACGUUGACCUCUGAGUGGGUGAUUGGCGAGUGGGGCGAGUGUUCCAAGACCUGCGGCCUGGGCUGGCAGAGGAGGUCGGUGGUGUGCGCAGACCCUCACGGUCGACCCGCCCCCGGCUGCCGCAAGGAGCUGAGGCCGGACGGGUCGAGGCAGUGUGCGGAGACGCCUUGCCCACGCUGGGCACUGGGCGAGUGGUCAGCCUGCUCCAAGACAUGCGGCCGGGGCUUUCGCAGGCGGGAGCUGGAGUGCGCGGGGGGCCGGGGGCAGAGCCUGCCACAGGACAGCUGUAACCAGGCCAAGAGACCCCGGCGGCUGAUUGACUUCUGCAACGUUGGGGUGUGUGGUUGAGCUUCCGAUGGAUGGACAGACAGACGGAUGGGCGUCUGGGAACAAAGAACAAAUUUCUCUAAAAAGUUUUUAUAUUUAAUGUUGAGAGGGAGAGUGGAACCCUCUUUCUUCUCCCCCCACCCACCUCCCCCACACCACCCCACUAUACACACAUACCAAUUUGCACUGAAGAGUGAAGGAAUUCUCUCCCCACCCCCACCCGAUAAAGGUCAAAGA